This is a messenger RNA of Anarrhichthys ocellatus (wolf-eel), 4876 nucleotides long. RefSeq names its product potassium channel, subfamily K, member 10a (gene kcnk10a). Gene Ontology annotation, molecular function: outward rectifier potassium channel activity; potassium ion leak channel activity. Gene Ontology annotation, cellular component: plasma membrane. Gene Ontology annotation, biological process: stabilization of membrane potential; potassium ion transmembrane transport. The coding region runs from base 472 to 2214 and encodes 580 amino acids. The transcript is spliced from 7 exons. NCBI's taxonomy places the organism in Eukaryota, Metazoa, Chordata, Actinopteri, Perciformes, Anarhichadidae. The record is from RefSeq and is a predicted model, not a curated record.
CGUCGUGUCUUGCAGUACGCAGCAGCGGCGUGGAGACCCAGCCAAAGCGCAUUACAAGCUAUUUUACGUCGGAGUGAGGUGGAUCCUGACAACGAGCAGUGCAUAAUCGCUGUCCUGCAGCAUUCUGACGUAAAUACAUAACAAAUCAAAAAAGAAACAUCACAAUCUAAACGUUAGAUUAUUCAAUGUAGUAUCGUCUCCCGUUUCGGACGCCCAUGGUAUUAACGACUUCACAAUGAUGCAGCGAGCAGUGAGUAUGCGCUCCUGAAGACCGCCGUGGGUGAAGAGGAGCUGCAUCGAACAGUUUCUCAGCCUCUACAGUAGUAGCACACGCCGCGGAUUAUGUGUUUUUACUCCCUGUCGUCCUCCAUCCUCUCUCGGUUAAAGUCGUCGAAAUUGACCGAAAGGACCAUGAGAGAUUAAAAACAUUGAUUUCAUCCUACAGCAGCACAAAGAGCCAGGAGAAUCAAGAUGAAAUUUCCGAUUGAGAAUCCAAGGAAACCAGGGAACAUGAACCCUCCACCAGUGAAAGUCCAGACAAACCGGGUCCCCCCUAAGAAGGUGCAGCCAGGCAUGCUUCAGUCCAGCCUGGUGCACGCCAGCGUGGCGACCAUGCAGAACCCAAUGGGCUGCUCUCUGCCGCGGCUCUCUGUCUCCUCCCGCCCCCCCAGCAUGGUGGUCAGCAUGGAGGCGCUGGCUGACGGCACAGCUCCCUUCACCAUGAUGAAGCUGAAGACGGUGCUAGCAGUGUUUGUGGUGGUGGUAGCCUACCUGGUGGCAGGGGGCUUGGUGUUCCAGGCGCUGGAGCAGCCCUUUGAAAACAACCAGAAGAUCACCAUCACAGCAGAGAAGGCUGCCUUCCUGCAGAGACACCCAUGUGUGUCCCCAGAUGAGCUGGAGGCUCUCAUCAAGCACUCUGUGGAGGCUGCGAAUGCUGGAGUGAAUCCCAUCGGUGACACGUCCUAUAAUUCCAGCCACUGGGAUCUGGGCAGUGCCUUCUUCUUUGCUGGGACUGUUAUCACAACAAUAGGAUAUGGUAACAUUGCCCCGAGCACCGAGGGAGGGAAAAUAUUCUGCAUUCUUUAUGCAAUAUUUGGAAUCCCACUGUUUGGAUUCCUCCUGGCAGGGGUUGGAGACCAGCUUGGUACCAUAUUUGUCAAAAGUAUCGCCAAGGUGGAGAAGAUGUUCCGGGUGAGUCAAAACAAUAAACACAACCAGAUCAGUCAGACUAAAAUCCGUGUGGCCUCCACCCUUCUCUUCAUCCUGGCUGGCUGCAUCUUGUUCGUCACCAUCCCAGCUGUGAUCUUCCAACACAUUGAGGGCUGGACGGCUCUGGAGUCAACAUAUUUUGUUGUCAUCACACUGACAACAGUUGGAAUAGGUGACUAUGUCGCAGGGGGAGACAGAAGGAUCCAGUACCGGAAGUGGUACAGACCACUGGUGUGGUUCUGGAUCCUGGGUGGUCUGGCCUACUUUGCUGCAGUACUGAACAUGAUUGGUGACUGGCUGAGGGUGCUGUCCAAAAAGACAAAAGAAGAGGUUGGUGAGAUCAAGGCUCAUGCAGCAGAAUGGAAAGCAAACGUGCGAGCAGAGUUCCGGGAGACGCGUCGACGUAUGAGUGUCGAGGUCCACGACAAACUGCAGCGAGCCGCCACCAUCCGGAGCAUGGAAAGACGGCAGCUGGGCUUGGACCAGCGUGCUGUGUCCCUGGAUAUGCUUUCACCAGAGCGCCGCGCCAUCUUCAACAGCCUGGACACCAACAGCUACAAGACUUCGUCCCAGGAGAGCAUCGACUCCAAGCUGAACAACCUUCGGUUGCGAGGGGCUGAGCAGGGCGACCAGAGCUCAAACCACCAGACCACGUCUGAGGACAACAUUUUCAACCGCCUGGGCUCCGUCACCAAGCUGGCCAAGCGCAACCGGAAUCGGGACCUGAAGAAGAACAUCCCAGAUGAGGCUCGCCGGCCUCACAGCGAGGCCUACGGCUGCAGUAUGCCUACCUUUGACUGCAGCACACCAACUACAGAUGAAGGGAAAAGGAAGGAUGAAGUAGAGGAUGAAAAUGAAGACAAGGAGUGCAACACUAGCUUGUCUUAUUUUCCACUGUUUGUUGAUGCUUGUAAGCCACAUAAUGGUUUUAUUCUGGAGCAGACCAAGGAGAAUGAGAGUGAGAAAACACUUGAAACAGAGCUGCAUAUUCAAAAGGACCCAUAGACAGUGUGUACUCCUACAAAAGUUUGUUUUAAAUACCACAAUUAGUGCCUUAGGUCUCUCUUAUUCCUGUUUGUGCUCAAGCAGGAACAACAUGUGUCCCUUCGUGCUUUAUACUGUAAUGUCUACAUAUUAACAGUGCCCUGUGGAUGUGAUGGACACACUUUGUGUUGUAUGAAUGCAAGACCUAGUAGAGUUUCGAUUGAGCUAUGCUGUAAUGAUGGUCACAUUUUAAAAAUAGUUGUCAGCUAAUAGGUGUUUAAAGCAUAACCACAUGUGUCUUAGUAUCGCAAAUGUGGCCAUUAUUUCUCUCAGUUAUGAUAACAUUGUACUCAACUAACGUACUUGUUGAGAGCCGGAGGCCUAAUCUCCAUGAGUGACGGGGAACGCAAUUUAUUUUCCUCACUAUUUAUUUGCUCAAUAUACAAUGUUCCCGACUCUAAAACUUAUUGGAGGAGUUGCGCUCACUGAAUUCCUUCUCCCUCAUGUUUGAGUGUACAUGUAAACCAGCAACAAUUAAUACAACUACACGUUGCUCACAAGCGCUGGUCAAAGUGUUGGGUCCCUUCUGCAUCAUGUGCACAUUGCAUGCAGAUAACACACAAGGAAGACACCGUCUGUGUUAAAGUACAAAAUGUACUUUUUGUACUCGCAUAGCCAUAAAGGGUCACGUGUGACUGUACAUGCUGUCUGAACACAUCCAUCUAUGCAGACAAACAAUGUGGUAUCAAAAGAACUGCAUGCUUGUCCAUUGUCUGUGUUCACAUCCAAUUUGCAGUAUAUCCCAUAACGCACAUAAUAAUGUAUUAGGCUGGUGGAUGAUCUGGUUUUCUCACACUCAGUUACUAAGAUUUCCAAACAGAUUGCUGAUUUGUCACGAGACCCUGUCAGUGUUAACCAACUAGGUAAUCAAAGUGUUGGUAGAAACGCAGACCUACUGGUGGAUAGCACUUUUGAAAACUUGUGUGUGCACUGUCCUUGUCCUUGUGUGUGCACUGUCCUUGUCCUUGUGUGUGCACUGUCCUACUCACUGUUUUUGGUGCUCAUACCUUAUUGCUUUGCGUCCGGAGUGUAUUUUGUGUUUUACUGCACAUCCAACAUGGAGCCACUGGUUAUCCUCUCUGUACAAGCAGACCACUUGUUAAUGAGGUAGUACUGACAAUACAGAGAGAGAAAUACUGUUGAAUAGCUUUUUGGAAAUUUCAGCUAGUAAGGACAUUGGAAGCAAAUAAGAGCCUAAGUUAAUGCAGAGGUUGUCCCUUCCAAAUGGUGACAGGCUAUUUAUAUAAGUAACAAAGCUCACCUGCUGAAGACUUCGCCCUUGUUGUGAUCUAGGAUAAGUUUUGUGUCUUACUUAGUUGUAGGGAUGUUGUCGUUGUUUCAGCAAUUAAGUGAGUGAGUGAAUUAUCAUCACUGAUAAAAAUGAUGGCCAAAACUGUUAGCUGUGGCUGUUAGUCACAUCCAAGAUGUGUUCACCGUACAAGCUGUCAGCCAGGAAAGAUUCUCACUGGUGUGAGAUUUGGGCCUAGAUAGAAGCAGACAAUGCAAAAUUCUGAAAUUAGAAAUGCACACCAUUCUCAAAAUGUAAUCUUCAUGUUUAAGCAUAAAGACGUGGAAUGCAAUGUAGAAAUAACAAAGUUGGAUGUGACAAAAAUUCAUGAUUGGAAGUAUUUUAACCACAGAAAUAAAAUAGGAGUAGAAUGGACAUUCCCAUUCAAAUCAACGUAGCAGGAUGGCCAGAGUGGUCGCCAUGUGUACCGUUGCAAGUCACAGACUCGCUGACGUGAGGUUUUGCCGAAACGACUAAAAUGAGCAGUGCAGUAGUAAUAUUACUUGAAGCACAGAGAACCAGAGGAUAUCAUUCAAAUUCAACAACUUAAUACUUCAUCCACAAACUCUUGUCAAAGCUAGGAAAGCACAUUGCUGUCGCCAGAUGAGAUGACAACUUUGUUCGGCUUAAUUUCUGUAACCGGUGUAGCAUUUUAGUAUGUAAUGAGAUAGUUGGUUAACUAGCGGACAGCUUAGUUAGUUAACUUGCUAAUUCUGCUAUGUUACUGGUUACAGAAAAUAAGGACAGGACAAGCUACCUAGCUGACUAGCCAGCCAUCUGUCUCCCCAGGGCUGCGUACGCUCUCUUUCAGGUGAGCUGCGACAACAUUACAGCCCAACUCAUACAGUAUGUUGUCACCAUACCAACUAACAACAAUUAACAUUGACAUUGACAGUGUCUUGCUCGAGAAUCAAACUGCCGAUUUUCUGAUUGAAGGACGACCCUGCUCUCCACUUAGCCACAGUCGCCCCCCUAGUCAAAUGACCACGGAAAACUGAUCAAUAUCCAUUCUACUUCAAUUCUAUUUCUAUCAUUUAAACUGAUGUCUGACCUCCAAGUCGGUGCUAUGACUCCAUAUAUAGCUGAAAUCAGAACAUAAGUAAGACACAAAAAUAAAUCACCCUACAGUCAAAGAGUAGAACAGGAACAACAAAAGCUUGACUUAAAUGUAACAUCCACUGUGCGUUUGUUGUCAUGCUAUUUUUCAUGUUUCCUAUUUAAAUGUGAAUGAAAACUAUUCAAAACAUGACAGAUGUUGUGCAUGGUCCAUAAACUAAGUUGUUGUCUUAGUACAAUGUCCAUGAAUGCUACCUAUAUCAUGACCUCUUUGAACAC